Messenger RNA from Mucor velutinosus, 1602 nucleotides. RefSeq lists its product as uncharacterized. Gene Ontology annotation, cellular component: membrane. The coding region runs from base 1 to 1602 and encodes 533 amino acids. The transcript has 12 exons. Gene Ontology annotation, molecular function: L-amino acid transmembrane transporter activity. Gene Ontology annotation, biological process: amino acid transmembrane transport. The record is from RefSeq and is a predicted model, not a curated record. Lineage: Eukaryota; Fungi; Mucoromycota; Mucoromycetes; Mucorales; Mucoraceae.
AUGACUAUAGAAAAUGAACAGUAUGAGCCCAUGUUAAGGCAAGAUGAUCUAACAGAACAAAUUGAACAUAUGGAACCGCUAGCUGUUGGUGACCAACGUCUUGAGCGUAAGAUUGGCUGGAUACAAGGUGCAAUGGUCAAUGUGAGCUACAUCAUCGGUGCUGGUAUCUUUGUUGGACCAGCACUUACUUUACAACUCGUUGGAUCAGGUGGGAUGAACCUGAUUCUAUGGUUCAUAGGUGCACUUGUUGCUCUCUCGGGUACAUUUACCUUUAUGGAGUUAGGAACAAUGCUUCCUCGUAGUGGUGGUGAAGUGGGCUAUCUGGAAUACUGUUACAGACGGCCAAAAUACCUGCUGGCCUAUUUAUUUACCUAUUGGAGUUUGAUGAACAGGUCGAGUGGGGUUGCAUCUCAAGGCAUUGUUUUUGGUGGAUAUGUGAAUUAUGCCAUUUUUGGACCAACAUACAAAUCUGUGUGGGUGGACAGAGGCUGGGCAUUGUUGAGUGCGACUCUACUGGCAGCAGUGAACAUGCUGUCCACAAGAAUGACCAUGAAGAUGAUUUCGUUCUUUACAGUCGUAAAGAUCUCUGUGCUUUUAUUGAUCGCUUGCAUUGGUAUUUUGGUUCUGGCAAAAGCCAUUCCUUCUGACGUGGAUGCCAGCUUGAAUUUGUCGUUUGUUGGCACAUCCAAUACAGUGGGGCCUUAUGCAUCUGCCUUGUACUAUGUCAUGAAUAGCUAUAGUGGCUGGCAUAAUCUUAAUUUUGUGGUGGACGAGGUGAAGGAUCCAAUCAGGAAUCUACCAAAAGCAUCAGCAGCAGCCGUUAUCACCACUGCAACAUUAUAUAUUUUGACGAAUAUUGCCUAUUUAGUAGUAUUGCCAUUAGAGACCAUGAAGAGCUCCGAGUUCAUUGUAGCAGCAGCGUUCUUUACUCGGUCUUUGGGCGAAAACUUUGCAACCAAAAUACUCCCUGUCUUUAUCGGCCUCAGUGCAUUUGGAUGUGCCGCAUCAAUGAACUUUACAGGUGGAAGAGUCAUUAUGGAGGUGGCUAGACAAGGGCUAUUGCCUUAUGGACAUGUAUUUGGCAAGGUUGACUCACGUAUCAAAAGCCCUGUCAAUGCAUACUUGCUGCAAUAUGUACUAUCGAUUGUAUUCAUUGUGGGCCCGCCUCCAGGUGCUGUUUACCAAUUCAUUGUUGCUUUUGCUGCCUAUCCAGUCUAUGUAUUUUACUUUUUAAUAGCACUAGGUGUACUGAUUCUGCGAAGACGAGAGCCAAACAGCAACAGACCUAUCCGAGCACCCUUGGUAUGCGUAUACGUGUUUCUGGCUUUUACAGCGUAUGCACUUGUGUUUGUGUUUAUACCUGUAAAAAAUCAAUACUAUCCUUAUUGGCUGCCAUAUGUUUCUGCUAUUAUAUCCAUGGUGGCAUGCACUGGAUUCUGGUAUUAUCAAAUUGUCAUCAAGAACACGCCAAGCAGAUCUUACAACGAAUCAAUCCGACAUCAAGGUCAUGCAGCCAUAGAGAGCGACGUAUUUGGGGAAUACUCUGCAGUUCCCACUCAAGAAUUAGAGCCAUCUCAUGAUAGAUCAGAAGGGAGUGAUUGA